This is a messenger RNA of Halichondria panicea, 1285 nucleotides long. RefSeq lists its product as uncharacterized. The transcript is spliced from 6 exons. Lineage: Eukaryota; Metazoa; Porifera; Demospongiae; Suberitida; Halichondriidae. Bases 67 to 1206 code for a protein of 379 amino acids. The record is from RefSeq and is a predicted model, not a curated record.
GGUGUGGCAUCAUUCUAAAGUGGGCGGGGCUGGUACUCCAUUUUUAUAGCUAGCUGGCUCAGCACAAUGUCUCACAAAAGUAAUGGUGUUACUAAAAAGAAGUUCUCUAGAGUCAACUUAGCCCUCAAUGAGCAGUCAAGAGAGGCUGACAAGAGUAGUACAUGUAGGAAGAUCGUGUGCGAUAUUCUCACUCUGCGUGUGCUCGGAUACAUUCUGAAGCAACCACCAUCUUGUAUCUUCAUCUUUACCCUGACUGUGAUCUCAGUAUGUCUACCUUUCAUUGGACUGUAUAUAGCAGGGAAAUCAAAGCUACCUGACCUGGACGCAAUGCAGAAUUGGAACUCAUACAUUGGUAAACUCGGACACAAUAACUACUGCUUCAAAGUCAAUCCUCGAUCAACCAAACCCAACAAUCGGAACAUAUCGUCCAUCCUACCCUCCUACCCUCCAUUCAACAAGACGAUCAUUAAUAACAGAACCAUGCUCACAACAUGUGUGGAGUUAGAGUUCGAUGUGCACGAAAAGUUUGUAAAGGAUCAAGUAAAGAAGGAUCAAGCAAAGAAGGAUCAAUCAAAGAAGGAUCAAGCAAAGAAGGAUCAAGCAAAGAAGGAUAAAGUAAAGAAUAUAGUGUUGGUGGCUAACCUCAUAGGACAAGAGAUUGGGACACAAAUAAAAUGUGAUGGUGAGAGGAUUGAUGGACAAGUCUUUGUGCAUUUCUGGCUGGACGUUUCACCUGACACAUUGAGUGAUACCAAGUGCCCUGAUGGCUAUUGUAGAGUGAAUGGGAGUGUCCUUAUCACGGCCCCCUCUAAGUCUGUCCCCACUCGACUACCACAGGUACACGAGGACUUCACCUUCGAAACACAAGUCAUUAACUGCAAAAAGCUAGCUGUGAAUGAUACAAGAUGCCCUACCUUGUGUCAACACUCAUUGGAUCUCACUGUCCCCAAUGAUGGCACUGAGGUGGCCGAUAUUGUCAUGGCAACAGACUGCUCUGAGGAGAGUGAAGUGAGAGUGGUCAACGAGCACAAGUUCGGAGCCAAAGUCAACGACAUCAUUAAGAUCAUUCUGAGCGAUACUGACAAGACAGUGGCGGCCCACCACAUGUACCUGGCAGCAGUGGCGGUGGCAGCUCUCAGUCUAGUGUUCACACUGGGCAUACUACUCACUGACAGACCAACAGACCCUAAACCUAGCGUUGAGUAGCUAGCUCUGUUUCAUUAGUAUUUUUUUCACUGUCUUUUGAUCUCACGUGCUGUUGUCAAUAAAAAUUUUACAAAAGGUA